Molecule: messenger RNA, 1323 nt
Organism: Penicillium odoratum
Lineage: Eukaryota; Fungi; Ascomycota; Eurotiomycetes; Eurotiales; Aspergillaceae
Product: putative salicylate hydroxylase
Exons: 5
Coding region: 1-1323 (440 amino acids)
Biological process (GO): secondary metabolite biosynthetic process
Molecular function (GO): monooxygenase activity; FAD binding
Source: RefSeq, a predicted model, not a curated record
AUGAAAGUUGUCAUCGUUGGAGCAGGCCUAGGUGGGCUGGCAUGUGCAAUUGCUUGCCGCCGUGAAGGCAUUCAGGUGGAAAUUCUUGAGCGGUUCACGGAAGUUGGCGAGGUCGGAGCAGGUAUCCAAAUCCCACCCAAUGGGACGAGAAUAAUGCGCGACCUGAAUUUGCUGCCCCAGCUUCUCGAGAAAGGAAGUCAGGUUCAACAGGUAGACUUUCGAAGAUACAAUGAUGGCCGUGUUUUGCGAUCAAUGCCAUUUGGGGAUGAUAUCACGAAGGAGUUCGGAGCGCCAUGGAUCAUUAUUCACCGGGUUGAUUACCACCGAAUUCUUCUGGAUGAAGCAAUUCGCCUUGGUGCAGUUCUCCGCUUAGGAGCUGAAGUAAAGGAUGUCUCCAUCGAAGAACCAACAGUCAUUCUCGCUGAUGGGACGAUAAUAACGGCAGAUGUUAUUAUUGGGGCUGAUGGCCAAAUGUCUUCAGUUAGAAAAGCAGUUCUUGGAUCACCUCAUUCUCCAGUUCCCACAGGCGACAUGGCUUAUCGAGCAACUUUCACCAGGGAGCAACUCGAGGCUCUGCACGAUAAAAAGGUCAAUGAGCUCUGCCAGAAAGUGGGCGUCACAAGCUGGCUUGGACCAGAGAAACAUACGAUAUUUUACCCCGUACGCGGGGGAAAGGAAUUCAACUUGGUGCUCCUUCGACCCGAUAAUCUCCCCUCUGACAUCCGCAGAGAGCAAGGUAAUAUCGAGGAGAUGCGUGAAAGCUACGCUGAUUGGGAUGAGUGCCUGCAAAAGCUCGUCUCUUGUGUGCCGUUGGUCUACAAGUGGAAAUUGACCCACCUUUCUGAACUAGACUCAUGGACUAAGGGAUCCGUUGCCCUUCUAGGAGAUGCAUGUCACCCUACUUUACCGUACCAGGCGCAAGGGGCUGCCAUGGCAGUUGAAGAUGGAGCAGUCAUCGGGAAGCUUCUUGGCUCCUUACAGGGCUAUUAUCUGGAGCCAAGCAAGUCGGGAAAUGAUCCAUCGAUAUCAACAAGAUCUUCGGCGCAGGAUCUGACCGCCGCUGUGCUGAAACUCUAUGAAAAUAAUCGCAAAGCACGCACCACACGAAAUGUUCGUGGGGCAAUUAUGAACCGAAAGCUUUUUCACAUAGAGGACGGGAUUUUACAGAAGAUUCGAGAUUUUGUGCUGGGUGGCGCGGGGGUUACUCGCAAAAGCGAUUGGACAUGGUUAUCUUCAUUCCGACAGAGACAGACACUCGGUCUGGAUGUGCUGCAAGAGUGUGGUAAGACCUUUGAGGAGUGGAGACUGUCAGUUUCCCUAUAG